AUGUCGGGCUUCGGCGGCUUUGGUGGCUUCGGCUCCCAAAACAACAACACCCAAGGCUCCGGCUUUGGUGGCUUUGGCUCCUCUGCCGGCAGCAACACGGGCACAGGCUUUGGUGGCUUCGGCAGCUCCAACAACAACACCACCGGCGGCAGCAUCUUUGGUGGUGGUGGCGCCAACACUGGUGGCGGCUUCGGCAGCGGAGGUUUCGGAAGCACAAACACGACUUCGCCUUUCGGCGCGAAGCCCGCCUUUGGCGCAACAAACACGUCCACGAGCGGUAGCAUCUUCGGCGGCGGCACCGCGACCUCGGGCUCCACUGGAUUUGGCGGUGGAGGGUUCGGCAGCACUGCGAAUACUGGCUCGACUGGUUUCGGCGGCAACGCCGCUGGCGGCGGCGGUGGUCUCUUCGGUCAAAACAAGCCUGCUUUCGGGUCGGGUACGACGGGGACAGGUGGGCUUUUCGGUGGCGGCAGCGCGCCAGCUACCGGUACCCCCGCUUUCGGUGCCGGCGCUAGCACAGCCUUUGGUGGUGGUCUUGCGCAGAAUACUAACAACGGUACUGCCGGCACACCCUUCCAGGCUCACAUUGAGAAGGACGGUGCCACCAGCCAAAACGCGCAUUACCAGACCAUCACGUUCCAGCAACCUUACCAGGGCUUCUCGCUUGAGGAACUGAGACUGCAAGACUACGCGCAGGGCCGACGCUACGGCAACUCGAACGGCCAGGCAGGCGCCUUUGGCACAAGCACUGGUUUUGGCGGAUUCGGCGCCAACACCAACACAGCCAACACUGGCACAGGUUUCGGCUCGAACACGAAUACCGGCGGCGGUUUGUUCGGCGGCAACACCAACACGACGACUCCCUUUGGCGGUGGUGCUCAGAACACGGGCACGGGAUUCGGCAGCAACACUGGUGGUGGACUGUUUGGCCAGAACAAGCCCGCAACUGGACUCUUCGGAGGUUCCACGGCUACGUCUUCGCAGCCUUCUGGAGGAGGACUCUUUGGUACGGCGAACAACACGUCGACUCCCGCUUUCGGUGGCGGAGCGACGGGAGGGUUUGGAAGCAACACCAGCGGUGGUGGUUUGUUCGGAAGCAACCAGAACCAGCAAAAGCCUGCGUUUGGUGGCUUUGGUGCUAGCACGACUGGCACUGGCACUGGCACUGGUACUGGCUUUGGUGCCUCAACUACCGGCUUUGGAAGCAACACCAAUACUUCUACCGGAGGUGGUUUGUUCGGUGGCGCUAGCAACACGACUACUCCGGCCUUUGGUGCCAACAACAACACUCAGCAAAACUCGAACCCCUUCGGCGGCUUUGGUGGCCAAAACCAACAACAGAACCAAGGCAACACUACGGGAGGCAGUUUGUUCGGCGGAGGAUUUGGUGCGAACAACAAUCAACAGCAACAACCCCAGAACAAGCCUCUCUUCGGCGGCAGCACCGGUGCUACUGGCGGUGGAGGAUUGUUUGGUGGCGGUGCGAACACAAACACAAACACCGGUGGCGGUGGUCUCUUUGGCGGCGCAAACAACACGUCUAACACGGGCGGCGGUCUCUUUGGUGGUGCCAAGCCUGCGACAAACACGGGUGGCACUGGUCUGUUUGGAAACACCAACACCCAGACAAACACGGGUGGAGGUUUGUUUGGCGGCUUAGGUCAAAACAACCAAACUCAGCAAAACACCGGUGGCGGCCUCUUUGGUGGCGCUCAGCAGCAAAACAAACCUGGUGGACUAUUCGGUUCUUCAACCAACACCUCCGGCACUGGUGGUGGUCUCUUCGGAAACAUGGGCCAAAACAACACCGGCAACACCUCUGGCGGUCUCGGUGGCUCUUUGUUCGGUGGAAACCAGCAACAACCCCAACAGCAGAACCAACUGGGCGGCAGUCUCUUUGGCGGCUCCGUGAACCAGCAGAACCCCAACCAGGCUCCUGCUUUGACCGCUUCCAUGGCCGCCGGCUCCAACCCCUACGGCAAUGACCAGCUCUUUGCCAGCCUUGGUUCUCCAAACCAGAGUGCUGGACCUUUGGCGACUCCUUUGUCGAGCAGCCAGAAGAUGAAGAAGAGCGCCAUUUUGCCUCAACACCGUAUCAACCCUGCCGCGUCAUCCCGUCUGAUAACACCGCAGAAGCGCCUCAACGGCCUUGGCUUCAACUACUCCAGCUAUGGAACGCCUGGUAGCACUGCGAGCAAUGCCACUCCUGGCUUUAGCAGCAGUCUGCUUGGCGGUGGUAGCUUCUCGAAGUCUCUGUCGAAGAGUUUUUCGGCCUCGAACAUUCGCAACAGUUGGUCGACGGAAGACAGCAUUCUCUCUCCCGGCGCGUUCAAUGCCACCAAGCGCCCGGCGUACUCCAACACUGGUAGUAUGAAGAAAUUGAACAUUGAUCGGGGUCUGAACGUUCGUCCCUCUCUCUUCGGUGAAAGCGGCGAGAGCACCAGCCCCAGCUCUGCCAGGAAGAGGGUCAGCUUUGAUGCCAACACUGCCUUGAACAACGGCUCUUUGAAUGGUACCAACGGCGCUCUUGUCCCAGCCGAGCGUGAGUCGGCCACUCCUAGCGCCGAGGAGCAAGGAUAUCUGCGCUCCAAGCCUACCACGCCGCAGUCCAACGGUACCUCUGCGAACGGCCACACGCCCGAGAUGGAGCAGGUCGUCGGAAACAGCAUUUCUACUGCUCCCCAGGACGAUGCCUUUGAAGCUGCCAACGCUCAGGCUCGCAAGGCCCACAAAGACCAGAAGCCUGGCGAGUACUGGUCUGAGCCUAGCGUCGCCGAGUUGAAGAAGAUGAGCGCGCAGGAGCUCAAGUCUCUUCGGGAUUUCAAGGUCGGUCGCAAGGGUGUUGGUGAAAUCAUAUUUGAGCACCCAGUUGACCUGACGGGUGUGAAUCUUGACACUUUCUUCGACGAGCUUGUGUUGCUCAGGAUUCGCAACGCUACAGUUUACCCCUCUAAGACGCAGACGCCUCCGAUGGGUAAGGGUCUCAACGUUCCUUCUACGAUCCUCCUGGAGAACUCUUGGCCUCGUGCUCAGGCUGGCAAGCUCGAGCAGGCUGGUAGACGUUUCGAAAAGCAUGUCGAACGCCUUAAGAAGGUCGAAGGCACCGACUUCCUUGACUACAACAAGGACUUGGGUAUUUGGAAGUUCCAUGUUGAGCACUAUACCACUUAUGGCCUGGACUACGAUGAGGAGGAGGAUGAGGAGGAAGAGGAGACGACUAUGCUCCAUGCCCCUCCUGACACGCCCACCCCCAAGACCCGCACCCCGGCAGGUCUCAGCGCUCUGUCGCACCUCUCUGAGGACAUGACCGUCAGCACCAACGCGUCCGACCCAGACGACACUUUUGAGUUCAAGAGAAGCCAGCGCUCGGUUGCGCCGCGGAGGAACGUCCCCGGUGGUUUUGACGACGAGGACGCUUACUACGAGGAUGACGACAUGGUCGAAGUUCGGGACGACACCAUCAACAGCUCGCAGUCUUUUUUAGAUGAGCGCUCCGUGGGUCCCUUUGAGGAUGGUAGCGACAUGGAAGAUGUCGCGUCCUACCACAGCGGAUCCGAUUCGGAAAUGGAACAGAACAUGGCGGGUUCGUUUCCAGUUCUGGAUCAAACCACGGAGCUAUCGCACGCCAAGAACCCGGUUUCCACCGCUCCAAGCUUGCCCAAGUCUAUUCUCAAGGCUAGUCGUUCUGGAUUCGGCACUCCCACCAAGGGUGCCUUUGAUUUUGGGGGUGACUGGACUGAGCAGUUGCAACGCACGGUCAGCCCAAAGAAGCAGGACCGUCAGGCGCUCCGCGACAACCAGGGCAUUGCCUUGAAGCAGCUUGACGACAAGAACGACGCUACACCAAAGGCCUCGGACAAGUCGAAGCCUUUUUCCACCAGCAUCGACGUGAUGAACUCACUUUUCGGGCAGAGGGACAAAAGCAAAGGGGCUCGAGGUUUGAUUCCACCAUCCUUGUUUAUUGUUCGUUAUGGGUUUGGGCGUGGCGUCUGGCACCUUUUUGGACAUGUCGACAUAUUGAUUAGAGGGCCAGACGUUGCGCCCGCUCAUUGGCCUUAUGCUAAGAAGCCCAAGACUGGUGAGGAACUUGCCGCUUUGGACGACGCCGACAAGGCUUUUCACGAGUCUUUCAAGCCGACCUGGACAUUUGACGGUACUCUGACCUAUGCUACUCCGGGUAACACGCCGAGGAUGCAGGGCGACUUUCUUGCCAACCUCAAGGGUUCGGUAGUUGGUCAGCACCGGGAUAUUCGCUUUGCGAAAUUUUCCGCUCCGACCGAUAUUUGGCCGGCUGUGAUGGACGAGCAGGCGCAGGCAAAGAACACGCCAGUGUUUCUAGACCCUGCGGAAGAGGCUCCCCGGGCGAAGACGUAUGAGAUUGCCUUUAAGGACCUUGUCAAUGUCGUCGAAGUCGACACUCCAGCUGGGAAAUACGAGCAGCAAGUCUGGCAGCUUGCUAGUAUUCUGUUCGACGAUCCGGCUGAUCUUCGCCCUCAUGGCGCUCCGCGGUUUGAUAGUCUGGAUCACGUUGAGAGCCUGGUUCGCAAGGACGCCCUUUCGGAAUUUUGGAAGUCGAUCAUCCUACCUGAUGCGGAUCGUCAAGCGCGCCAAGCCAAGUCUUCCGAGGAAAAGGCCAUUGCGCACUUGUCCAGCUACAGCGUCGCUGAGGCUUGCGAGGCGCUCAUCGAAGGCAAGGAUUUCCGUCUGGCCACCCUCGUCGCGCAAAUUGGUGGCGCGCAAUCCGCUCGUCAGGACAUUGCUGCUCAACUUGAGGAAUGGCGUAACCAGGGCACCAUCUCAGAGAUGAGCGAUGCGGUGCGAGUGCUCUACACUAUUCUCUCAGGCGAGUGUUCCGUCGCUGACGGCAAGACGGGCGGCGGUGCCGAGAACAAGGCUGAAGAUAUUAGAAUCUCCACGCGCUUUGGGUUUGACUGGCGCCAAGCCUUUGGCCUGCGUCUGUGGUAUGCCUGCUCGUCGGACCGCUUCAAUGAGGAGUCGAUCGAAGAGGCCGUCAAGCGCUUCGAGGAGGAGCUCCGCGACGGGGAUGAACACGCCAAACCGGUGCCAUGGUUCAUCCGGGCUGGUGUCAAGACGGGCUGGGAGGACCCGCAGCCCAACGAGCGGGAGGACCUGCUCUGGGGUCUUCUGAAAAUCUACCGCUCCUACUGCAUUCGCGAGCCUGUUGACAUUGCUGCGAUUCUUGCGCCUGAGAACGCGACCGGCAACCCCGUCAACGCGCGUCUCAGUUGGCAGCUGCUGUGCCUUUUGCGCGCCAAGGAGGUUCUCCCACGCCUGGCCAUCACGGCAGACGACAACUACGACCCAUCGGACGCGGACAUUUGGAACGCGCGCGAAAUCACAAAGCUCUCAGACACGCUGACGUCGACGUUUGCGCUGCCCCUGCUGACGCCCGAGCACUGGCUGCACGCGCUAUGGGUGCUGAUCCACCUAACGGAAGAAACGGAGCGCACAGCCGCAAUCAAAGACCUGCUGGCCUUCAACGCGGCGCGCAUCGGCGACGACGCCGAUACCGACGCCGUCUUCGCUCACCUCACCACGGGCCUCCAAAUCAGCAGCACGUGGAUCUACGAAGCGAAGGCGCAGCACGCCCGCGCCGUCCUGCAAGAUCCAGUGCGCGAGACGCAGUUCCUCCUCCUCGCGGGCAACUACAACGCCGCGCACAGCGUGCUCUGCCGGGCCGUCGCGCCCGCCGCCGUCAUCUCCAACGCGCCGGAAGACGCGGCGGCGCUGCGUUCGCUGCUCGCGCGCUUUUCGGAAGCCGGGCCCGCGGCCCUCGACGCCGUCGAGGCUUGGGCCCAUGGCGGCGCCAUGUACGCGGACUAUCUGGCGCUGCUGGAUGCAGACGCCCAGUUCGCUGCUCCUGCCCCGGUUGAGCCGCUGCGCAGACUGGCCCGCGCGCUCGCGGCGCUGAGUCCGGACUUGAGCUCCAGGGAGCUGGUGGAGCGGGCGGCGGUGGCGGAGAUGGCGCGCGUGGUUGCGGCGAGGGUGGAGGCGGGUGAGCGGGCUCAGCGGGCCGCGAGGGGUGCUGCUAGUGGGGCAGGGGCAGAAGCGUUGGGCAUUGAGCGGGCGCAGGUGCUGCGGCUGCCGUUGGCUGAGGAGGCGGUGUUGGGUGCGGGGCGGGAGUUGGGGCUGCGGUAUUACGAGAGCGUUAUGGCGGGGGGGAGGUAG
Messenger RNA from Aplosporella prunicola CBS 121167, 6189 nucleotides. RefSeq lists its product as uncharacterized. Lineage: Eukaryota; Fungi; Ascomycota; Dothideomycetes; Botryosphaeriales; Aplosporellaceae. The transcript has 6 exons. Gene Ontology annotation, biological process: protein import into nucleus; post-transcriptional tethering of RNA polymerase II gene DNA at nuclear periphery; RNA export from nucleus. The record is from RefSeq and is a predicted model, not a curated record. Bases 1 to 6189 code for a protein of 2062 amino acids. Gene Ontology annotation, molecular function: structural constituent of nuclear pore. Gene Ontology annotation, cellular component: nuclear pore; nuclear pore cytoplasmic filaments.